This is a messenger RNA of Clonostachys rhizophaga, 3642 nucleotides long. NCBI's taxonomy places the organism in Eukaryota, Fungi, Ascomycota, Sordariomycetes, Hypocreales, Bionectriaceae. The record is from the annotation of a GenBank genome assembly.
AUGUCUCCGCGUCUGCAGAGCUCGGUGAACGAACCAAGGGGGAAGAAGCAUCCUAGCCUAACAUAUGAUAAUGUCGCUUGGGAAGGUAUCCCCAAGGGCGUUACAUCCAAGGUUGGGGAUAAGCAUGUCCAUUCCAAUCAAAUUAGGGAAACGACCAAUGGUGGCCUGCGUUCUAAAGACCCGGCGGCGUGGCAGCCGUUUUGGCUGAAAAAGGAGACGCUGGGGGCCUUCACGUUUCUCUACCUCUUCUUUGCCGUGGUCUUGAUGGCCCUGCUGAUAGCUUCACAACGCAACGCCGGCCUUGUAGAAGGUCGCAAAGAGCUUGAAAUGUUAUGGAAAUUUGCCCCCACUGCUAUCUUCACCCUGGCCGCCACAUUCUGGGCUCGAGUCGAGCUGCAGACCUUGAGGUAUUACCCAUGGGCGGUCAUACAGAAUGAACCGCCCAUAAGACAUAAUGUGUACACACUCGACUACAACGCCAUGAUCCCCGUUAGGGUUAUGUAUAGCGCCUUACGGAGGCGGCAUCUCUUCGUCUUCUUCGUCGUUCUCACAUCCGUCAUCCUCCAGGUCCAGGUCGUCCUCGGACCGAGUAUCUUCUACCUGGACAGCCAGUUCCGCUCUAGCCCGACCGCAGUCCAGGCUUUGGAUUCAUUCGACGCCACUAACGCGCAGGAUCGGGGAGAUUUACCACUAUUCGGGCUACAGCAUGCGGUUGGUAUUCGUAAAUUUGGCAUGAGCCGCCCCUUUGGCGUGUUGGAGAAUGGAACGUACCAGACGUUUGGUUUGAAAGGUGGAAAAUCUCGAGGCACGGUCGAGGCACCGGUGACUGCGGUGGUUGACGGCAUAUUCAUGGAUAUCAAGUGCAUACCCUUGGUUGACUAUUCGGUUACAAAGCCUUGGGCAGUGACAGGGCAAUACAACGAGUCAUACACGACCCUCGACCUAGAAUUCGAAGGUUGCGAGCAAAGCGUUGAAUACGAAGUCGAAAUGUCCGAAAGAGCCGUUGAGAAGGGACAAGAAGCCUCUACCUGGGGCAUAAUGCCCCUGUAUACAGAGAAGGAAGACGAGGGCAAGACAAACUUCACAUCAGGAGUCCCAUUCUCUAAGACACUUGGUUCAUGGGCGGAUCAUCCCCGACCGAUAUGCUCCUCGCUGCCACAGCAAUUUCCCCCCUUCAUCUAUUUUGGGGCUUCCUGGAAACCAUCCGAGGCAAAUAAAACAAACUACGAAAUGGUGGCGCAUGCUGGUGUCAUUUGCUCGCCGACUGGGUGGAUAUCGAAGUUGCAGGUCACUGACGAUGGUGUUGACCCCAAGGUCGCGAUUGAGCCAGGCCAGGAGAACACCCCGAUGGCCCUCAACCCCUGGAAUAUCCUCUCCAACAUCGGCGGACAGAGGGCAGGGGGUGGCUCGGGCACUGUGAUUGGCCCCCUGGUUUUCUCAUACAUGUUGACGGAUUACCCAGAGUUUGACCAGGUGGGAACGAAUCCGGCCUUGUACAGCAACAGCAUGUUGACCGAUGCUGUCUACAACAUGACCAAGAUGAGUGGACCUGUGAUUCUGAGCUACCAGCUUCGUCACACAAAUGAGAGCGAGGUAACAGGGACGAGGCAGACGAGCGUCAACAAGCUUCAGGUGCGACUGAGUGUCUGCGUACCGGUUAUUAUCCUUUUCCUCAUUUCUUCGGUUAUUGCCUGCGUUGGGAUGGUAAGGUUCAGCUCCCUGUUUCGAAUCUGGUUCCGGAAUCCAACUACUAUUUUGGGGUCAGCCUUAUUCUUUGGCAGUAGGAGCAAGCUUAGUACAGCUGUCAAGGAGGACCUACUGGAGACCAGGGGCAUCCGCAAGGAUAUUUGGCAGCAUUCAAACCAUUCCCCGCCGUCCCUGCGAACCUGGGUUCGCUCCAUCUUCGUGCUUUACGCACUGGCACUUAUCGUGGCUCUGGCAGUAACGCUUUGGAUAUCGAAAACGCAGAAUGGCUUGGCUAAAGUGAGUCAGGGUGCUCCAGCAAUCUGGUGGACGUCCAUCCCGGCACUUGCAAUGACUUUGGUCACACUCUACACAACCUCUUCGGACUCAGAGAUCAGAAAACUUUCCUUACACUUCUGUGUCAAUACGAGACCCUGCAAGGCUAUGGAACUAGAUAUGUGCCUACUAGAUAUGCUUGGGCUGCGAGCCUUGUACCAUUCAUUCGGGCUGCGAUUGCCUGUUGUCACAUUGGUGCAGGGUCUUGCUAUCGUCUCCGGCUUCCUCGCGGCCUUGUCGUCGCUCCUGUUCACUACUAUUGAAAUCACGAAGUGGGAAGAUAUGAAAUUUGCGCCAACAGACACAUUUUCCAAUGAUGGGACCAAGGCAGAGCAAGGUCUUGGAUAUGAAGGAGCUAUGCAGAGUCUAAUCACCACGUACGACAGGUCCAACUUCACCUGGCCCAAGGGGACAUAUGGCAACCUCCUCUUCCCAACACUUGACACUGGAGCCCUUGAAGGCCUCGAUAGCUCUAGUGCCACUCUUGAAUUCGACACACCGGCUGUGACGCUUAGGCCUGUGUGUGAGAAUAUCUCAUCGGGCAACGACAUCACAAUUAAGCCCACUGAGGACGACAGAGACGAGCCGGUGUAUGUCACUAUCAACAACAAGCACACUUGCACAGGCGGUGGCUCAAUCUCUCUUAGCGUUUCGAUCGUCUCGUCAAACUACGUCGAAGGCAAGUAUUACUUCGCUGCUACGCAGGAGGGCAAGAGCUGCAAGGGCGACUCGGCCACCGUCGUCAAUGGCACCGUUACUCACAUCUGGGGAUCUGUGCCGUAUAACCAUAGCACUCCGAACUACUACGCUAUCGUUAAGUGCGCUUACACCUGGGCCGAGGUCUCCACCAAGGUCAAGAUGAGUUCCACCGACGGGGUUCUCCAGUUUGACCAGAACAAGCCGCCGAGCCCCGACCUCGCCACCCUCACACCGUGGAACAAGACGACGUUCGCCAUGCCUACACAGAUCGAUAAUAUGUGGCCUACGCUAGGCGGCACGGACACGAAACAGGGUGGCAACUACGGGGCGUUCGGCUUGCUCAUCGAGCCUUUUGGUAAGAUGAAGCUGCAAGACUUUGGUGAUUCGGCCAAGAAGAAUGACGUCCUCGACGAGCUCCACACCAAAAGGGCCAUAUAUGCCGCUCAGCUAGCAAAUAAUGGCAACAGAGUCCAAAUUAAUAAAUCUUCCUCUGCAGUUCCCGAGGCGGCUGCUGUUAAUGUCAGAGUAUCCCUUGGGGCGACCCGGCGUCUUGACCAGAGUGCGCCCAUCACCUAUGUGAUAAUUUCUAUCCUUUCUCUGGCGUUCCUGAUCAACCUGUGGGCGCUGAUAUCAGGUGUAUUGGGACGGUUCUUGGAUAAUAAGCGGAGGUGGCUGCUUGAUAUGUCGAUGAGGGGCCUGGCGCCGGAUCAGUUUGGGAGCAUCAUAAUGGCCGACUCUCUCCUCCUUGGCUCAAACUAUCAAAAGUUCAUACCAGAGGAUUCUUAUUUAGAGAAGCCGGAGGUCUUGCACCAGAAGCUAGCUCGCCUUCGUUUCCGUAUGGGAGGGUUCAUUAGAAGAGGCCAAGAGAAGGAAGUAACACUUGGAGUACUUGAUGAUGAUGAGUUGCAGUUCUUAGGCGGUUAA